CUUUCCAACGACGUAUAGUAUGUCCGUAAUGAUGAAAGUUGAAGCGAGAUACGUCACUGCGCACUGUAAAAAACAGUCAGUUAUCUGCAAUCGCCCGCCGGCGGGCGGGUGGGUGCGUAGAGGUUUUAACACUGAUUAUAUAAAGUUAUAUGAAGAUGAUAUAAAAGUUAUACAACAAUGAUAUAAAGUUAUAUGAAGAUGAUAUAAAGUUAUACAACAAUGAUAUAAAGAUGAUAUAAAGUUCUAUAAAGAUUCGAUCUUCGAGCCGCAGGUUCAGACUGGUUUUAUUUGAGUGUAACAGCAGCCUGCAGAAAGAGGACUGAUGAAGAAGUGGAGGAAUUCAUCUUAAUGCAGCAGAUCAACAAAAACUACAGACUCCAGAUAGCUGCAGUUAAUGAGAAGAAACUGAGUAAGUGGAACUUAAUUAUUAUCAAUCUCUGCUCUUUGUUGUAUCAUCUUUGUUGACCUCUAAUACCAUGUUGUACCUCAAGAGGUAAUAGUCUGACAUUUUAUCAGGGAGGUGUAAAAACAAAAACAUAAUAUUUUUUUAGACUUAUUUUCUUUACUGAACAGAAAGAAUGCAACUAUAUGUCUAUAUGUCUGUUUCUCUGCAUCAUGGCUCUGCUGUCCCUGCCCGUCGCGACUUGUCAUCCCCGGAGUCAUAGUCCCGGUCAGAAUCGUUGUAAAUCACCUCUGUACUGUAUUCCCUGUCCUAAAACUGACCUCCAUUACUCUCACAGGUUGUGUUCAGCCCCAGUCUAGUGUCCAGACAGGUUCACUGGGAGGCUGAUGAGGCUCAUCACCUACAGUGAUUCCCCCUGUGAUCAGAGGUGGCUGCAAGUGAUUACCAUCAUGGAAAGAGUCAACCAGGAGAGCGCAAAGGUUCAUGGUCAUUCUGCCCAGCAGCAUGAAAUUAACCUGGACUUUGAGCUGCUGGAGGAGAACAUUUUCAAGUUUGUGAAAACUGAGCUGAAGAAGGUAAGGAGAACUCUGUGCUCAGAUUCCCCAGAAUGCUCAGAAAGUCAGAGAGAGGAUGAGGAGGAGAUGGAAGGAGGGGAUAAAGAGCAGGAGAGGAACAGCAGAGAUGCAUUAUUGAAGAUCACACUGCACGUCCUGAGGAAAAUGAAGCAAGAGGAGGCAGCUGAACGUCUGCAGAGCAAACAUCUUGCUGGAGUUUGUCGGGGCAAACUAAAAUCUAACCUGAAGAAGAACUUCCAGGGUGUGUUUGAGGAGAUGGCUAAAGCAGGAAACACAACCCCUCUCAGUCAGAUCUAUACAGAGCUCUACAUCAAAGAGGGAGGGACUGGACAGAUCAAUGAAGUACAUGAGGUUAAAGAGAUUGAAAGCGCUUUCAGGGAACGAGACAGACCAAAAACAACAAUCAGACGUGAAGAUAUCUUUAAAACCUCAACUGGACCGAUCAGAACAGUGAUGACAAAGGGAGUGGCUGGCAUUGGGAAAACAGUCUUAACACAGAAGUUCACUCUGGACUGGGCUGAAGACAAAACCAACCAGGACAUACAGUUCACAUUUCCAUUCACUUUUAGAGAGCUGAAUGUGCUGAAAAACAAAAAGUUCAGCUUGGUGGAACUUGUUCAUCACUUCUUUAGGGAAACCAAAGAAAUCUGCAGGUUUGAAGAGUUCCAGGUUGUGUUCAUACUUGACGGUCUGGAUGAGUGUCAACUUCCUCUGGACUUCCACAACACUGAGAUCCUGACUGAUGUUAGAGAGUCCACCUCAGUAGAUGUGCUGCUGACAAAUCUCAUCAGAGGGAAACUGCUUCCCUCUGCUCGCCUCUGGAUAACUACACGACCUGCAGCAGCCAAUCAGAUCCCUCCUGGGUGUGUUGACAUGGUGACAGAGGUCAGAGGGUUCACUGACCCACAGAAGGAGGAGUACUUCAGGAAGAGAUCCAGAGAUGAAAAGCAGUCAAAAAAAAUAAUCUCCCACUUGAGGUCCUCACAAAGCCUCCGCAUCAUGUGCCAAAUCCCAGUCCUCUGCCAGAUCACUGCUACAGUUCUAGAGGAUAUGUUGAAGACCGGAGGGGAAGGACAGCUGCCCACAACCCUGACUGAGAUGUACAUCCACUUCCUGAUGGUUCAGACCAAACUGAAGAAUGUUAAGCAUCAAGGGAAAUCUGCUAUAGAUCCACACUGGAGUCCAGAGAGUAGGGUGGUGAUUGAGUCUCUGGCAAAACUUGCUUUUCAGCAGCUGCAGAAAGGUGACCUGAACAUCUAUGAAUCAGACCUGACCAAGUGUGGCAUCGAUAUCAGUGCAGCCUCUUUGUACUCAGGAGUGUUCCCUCAGAUCUUUAAAGAGGAGAGAGGGUUGUACCAGGAAAAGGUGUUCUGCUUCGUCCAUUUGAGCUUUCAGGAGUUUCUGGCUGCUCUUCAUGUCCAUCUGACGUUCAUCAACUCUGGAGACGAUCUGCUGUCAGGAGAUCAAACAGCAUUCUGGUGGGGUGAAUUGUUAGGAGACAAACCAAGGCAGUUCUACCAGAGUGCUGUAGACAAGGCCUUACAGAGUCCAAAUGGACACCUGGACCUCUUCCUCCGCUUCCUACUGGGUCUCUCACUGCUGACCAAUCAGAACCUCCUGCAAGGCCUGCUGACAAAGACAGGAAGUAGUGCAAAGAUCAAUCGGGAAACAGUCCAGUAUGUCAAAGAUAAGAUCAACAAGGACCUGCCUCCAGAGAGUAGCAUCAAUCUCUUCCACUGUCUGAAUGAACUGAAUGAUCAUACUCUAGUGGAGGAGAUCCAACAGUACCUGAAUUCAGGAAGUCUCCCAGCAGAUAAACUGUCUCCUGCUCAGUGGUCAGCUCUGGUAUUCAUCUUACUGUCAUCAGAAAAAGAUCUGGAUGUGUUUGACCUGCAGAGAUACUCUACUUCAGAGGCUACACUUCUGAGGCUGCUGCCAGUGGUCACAGCCUCCAACAAAGCUCUACUCAACGUGUGUAACCUCUCAGAGAGAAGCUGUGAAGCUCUGUCUUCAGUUCUCAGCUCCCAAUCCUCUUCUCUGAGGGAGCUGGACCUGAGUAACAACAACCUGGAGGAUUCAGGAGUGAAGCUGCUUUCUGCUGGACUGAAGAGCCCACACUGUUCUCUAGAAACUCUCAGACUAAGUAGCUGUAACCUCUCAGAGAGAAGCUGUGAAGCUCUUUCUUCAGUUCUCAGCUCCCAAUCCUCUUCUCUGAGAAUGCUGGACCUGAGUAACAACAAUCUGAAGGACUUAGGAGUGAAGCCACUGUCUGUUGGACUGCAGAGUUCACACUGCACACUGGAAACUCUCAGGCUGUCAGGCUGUCUGGUCACAGAGGAAGGCUGUACUAAUUUGGCCUCAGCACUGAGUUUCAACCCCUCUCAUCUGAAAGAGCUGGACCUGAGCUACAAUUAUCCAGGAGAAUCAGGACUGAAGCCACUGUCAGCUGGACUGGAGGACCCAGAGUGGAGACUGGACACGCUCAGGGUGGAGCCUAGUGGAGUGAGAUGGCUGACACGAGGUCUGAAGAAGUAUUCCUGUGAACUCACAAUCGACAAAAAUACAGUCAACAAUUGGAUCAAACUCUCUGAUGACGACAGGAAGGCGACAGAAGUGAAAAAGGAUCGGUCAUAUCCUUUUCAUCCAGACAGAUUUGACCACUUUGAACAGCUGCUGUGUGUUACUGGUCUGACUGGGCGCUGCUACUGGGAGGUUGAGUGGAAAGGAUGGGUUGACAUAGCAGUGAGUUACAAAAGAAUCAGCAGGAAUGGGAAAAAUGAUGCCUGUGUAUUUGGAAGAAAUGAUCAUUCCUGGAGAAUGACCUGCUCCAGUGGUGGAUAUUAUGUCAGUCACAAUGACAGAAAAACAACCAUCCCCACCUCCUGCUCUGGCUCCGGGAGAGUAGCAGUGUAUGUGGACUAUUCUGCCGGCACUCUGUCCUUCUACAAAGUCUGCACUGACAAACUGAUCCACCUCCACACCUUCUACUCCACAUUCACUGAACCUCUUUAUCCUGGCUUUGGGUUCUUUUACUGGUCUGGUCGUAUUGGUUCUUCUGUGUCUCUGUGUUCUCUGUAGGCUAAGGGGGUCCAGACAGAUAGUUCAGUCUGUAAUGUGGGUAACUCGCACAGAACUGGUUUUAAUACUGAUGUGUUAGAGUAGGCUGAGGGAGCUGCAUGAUCAUUUGCUAAAGAAAGAAAAGAGGAUGUUAUGAUCAGGUAUGUAUGUGUGAGGGUAAAAAAUAGAAAAAUGCUAAAUAAAUAUGGUACAUUUCCAAUGACUUUGUUCGUAAGAUUCAGUUCCCAAGUUAAUUUUCUCCUAAAUUACCUCUUACCAUUGUGUAGUGUACAAUAGCUAGCAAAAACAUGCAGAAAUGUGUGUUUUUAAUGAGCCAAAUCAAAGGUGUGUAUGUGGGAGGAGAUGGAGGUGCAGAGUAUUUUAAAACCACAGAUACAACGGGAAGGAAAAGAUGUAAAGUUAAAUAAGCCGUUUUAAUAUAUGCAGAGAUUUCUUUCCUCAUGAAAUUAUGAGGAACACAGAAGAGUUUUAAGGAUUGAAUCAAUGCCCGGAGAGGAACUCUGAAACAUAAAAUAAGUGUAAAGUGUAAAAAUAAAUUAAAGUAAAAUGUCAUUUAGGAUCAAAUUCAGCAUCUUAAAUAAUUUAAGAAAUCUGCCUUCCAGUUAUGUUGAAAUCAAAUAAAAAGUUUUAUGAAGAUUCUCGAUAGUAAAUUAUGCUGAAAACAAAAUCAAAUUAUGCCAAAGCAAACAUGAUUAAAUGGAUCAUAACACUGUAUAAGAUGAAAACUCAACUUAAAUCUAUUUUUUUUUUUUUUUUCAGUAUUGUUCAUUCUCCUUCUGUUUAUCGUUGACUGUUCGUUUGGGGAAAAAUAUAAAACAACGAAAAAUCUGAUUGUAGGAAAUGUAAAUCAAAUUACUCUUCACAAACCAACUCAACCCAACCCAUGAGAAGGUGUAAAAUUUGAUUAAAAUAACUGUGAGGGAAAUUCCUGUGAUAUGAGUUUUUCCUGUAUAAUCAUGUUUUUGUUAAUAUGAUUAUGCUUGUGCUAAUAUAGGCCGUGUCCUCCACGGGGAUCAGUAAAGUAUUUGUGAUUCUAAUUCUGAAUAGAUGAGUCCAAUGUGUCCACCAUGAUAUCACCAUGUUUAAGUUGUUGUGAAACUGAAGAAAAGUAAAUUCACUGUAAUGGAGUUAAUUAUGCCAGUGGGUUGAAAACUCUUCCUGUGUUUGUGCCUGGAUAUUAUUCCUGCAAAACAAAAGAACAUGUGUAUUCUAGACUACAAAACAAUAAAAGUUGAUUAAGUAACUAACA
This is a messenger RNA of Acanthopagrus latus (yellowfin seabream), 5305 nucleotides long. RefSeq names its product NACHT, LRR and PYD domains-containing protein 12-like. The transcript is spliced from 10 exons. Bases 790 to 4056 code for a protein of 1088 amino acids. Gene Ontology annotation, molecular function: protein binding. NCBI's taxonomy places the organism in Eukaryota, Metazoa, Chordata, Actinopteri, Spariformes, Sparidae. The record is from RefSeq and is a predicted model, not a curated record.